This is a messenger RNA of Soboliphyme baturini, 1088 nucleotides long. The record is from the annotation of a GenBank genome assembly. NCBI's taxonomy places the organism in Eukaryota, Metazoa, Nematoda, Enoplea, Dioctophymatida, Soboliphymatidae.
AUGGUGACUAUUUGUGGUCAAGAGGUGAUUGGCGCGAGCGUCGUCAUUGAAAUCCUGGGACCUUCAAAGCUAGCUGUUGUCACCGUCACCAAAGCCGACAAAACGGUGGCCAAUAAGAGCGACGACAGCAAUCUACGUGGUGGCGGUGACUGCGACGUUGUGUUGAAUCACGACGUUGUGGCGCAUAGCUUGGCGACGAGAGAGUGGCUAAAUUGUUUGCCAGCCGUACCGAAGCGUGUCUGCUGGACGGCACAGCAGGAAUCAGCCAGCUCCUCAGCCCCCCCUGCCAUGGCUUUCAUGGCUUUCAGACCCGCGUUUGUCUUUGCCACCCUUGUGGUCUUCUUGUCCGUCGUACAGCAUCUCGUGGCGCAAGACUCGAUGCCCAAUUUUGGCGGCGAUGGAGGAGGCAGCUUUGCGGACAACAGCUUUCCCGGACUUUUUCCUCCAGUCGGUGGCGGCUCGCAGAGGAUCGAACAACAGCAGAACCGCUACUUGUUAAGACGCAAAAACCUCUAUCCGUACGGUCCCGGAACGAAAGAUGUCCUACUUCAAGACAGAGAGUCGCAGACCGGUCGCAUGGUGGACAUGCUUACCUAUUUCCCCUUUUACGGCGGCCGUUAUAACUAUUCAAUCAUUGCGAUUCAUGGCUACGUAGCUUUCGGAAACGUGAUGGAUAAUGGCAUCGACCUGCUGAUUGGCGAAAACGUGCUGAACUGGCCGCAGUUCCCUGAUCCCCCAAUCAUAUCCGUGUACGGCUGUCUGCAGAAACCAAUUAUCAACGCCGCCCGGGAUCGCAAGGGCGUCCACUACCGACUCGUGUUUCGACGCGAGGUGUUUUCACAACUGCCUCUUGUUCAGAAGACCCAGUUUUCAAAACGGACAACUCUGAACUACUUGGAUGACCAGGGCGAUGAGUUCCUGGACAUGGUGUGGCGUGAUUUGAAAGAUGGCAUGGUUGGCGCUGGUAGCUUCAGACCAGAUGCUGCAUUGGUGGUGACGUGGGAAAACGUAACUUUCUACCAGGCCUCAGAGGAAGACGAAAUGAACGGAAAGGUACAUUCUCUGCCACUACGGAAAUAUUCCUGAUU